AUGUCGUUUCUCAAGCUUCAAGGGUUGCAUGUUUUUUGUACCGGCGCUGCGGGGGGGAUUGGAAGUGCCAUUGUCGCCGAGUUUCUAGCACAAGGCUGCAAAGUCACCGCCCAUGACCUCGUCCCCAACCCCCUUGCGUCAACGAACCCCAAUCUCUACUGCAUCCAAGGCGACAUUAGCUCCGAAGCCUCGAUCCACGACUCCAUCGCAGCCGCCAUCUCCCACUUUUCACAACCCAUCAGCAUCCUCUGCGCCAAUGCAGGCAUCACAGAUGAAUCGUGCAGCUACCCCAUCUGGGACAUGCCCAGCAGCCUGUGGGACCGCACCUAUGCGGUCAACGUGCGCGGCACCUUUCUCACCAUCAAGCACUUUCUCAAGUCAGUGGAAAGAUUCCAGGCCGAGAUGGGCACCCAAGUGCCCAAUGUGAGUAUCGUGGUGACGGGAUCAGAGUGUGGCGUGUUCGGGCAGGCGGGCCACGUCGAGUAUGCGAGUGGCAAGGCGGGUCUGCAGUAUGGGCUUGUGAAGACGGUCAAGAAUGAGAUUGUGAGACUGAGUGCCAGCGCGAGGAUUAAUGCCGUCGCCCCGGGCUGGGUUGAUACCAAGUUAAUUGCCGGAAGGCUGGAUGUUGCGAGUGAGAUGUGGAGGGAGGCCAAGGCUACCGUUCCGUUGCGCAAGAUUGCACAGCCAACAGAUGUCGCGAGGGCCGUGGCUUUCCUGGCUAGUCACCGCGCCGCAGGGCAUAUCUCGGGCCAGUGUAUCUCGGUGGAUGGCGGUAUGGAAGGCCGUAUUGUGUGGUCUGAAGAUGAGAUUCGCAAGGCACAAGAGAUUGCUACCGUUGAGCCCGAGUCGCCUUCUACAAAUACUGUUGAAGAGAAGUUUGGCACCGCUACUCAAGGCGUCUCUUUAACCACGGUGGAUCCCUCGACUACAUCUGAUGCGAUAAUUUCGUCACUGAGCUCUCCCUCCAAUGGUAGCCCCAAGCCCAAGAUCAAAGUCCUCCUCUCCGUCGAUUUCGACGCUGUAUCCGGCUGGCUGGGGACCGGGCAGAACCCAUCCAAUAACCUCGCAGACUACAGCUCCGGCUUCUUCAGUGCCUACGUGGGCGUCCCACGACUGCUCAAGCUCUUCGCCAAACACGGCAUCACCACCAAGACAACAUGGUUCGUACCCAUGCACAGCGCCGAAAGCUUCCCGCAAGAAUUCGCCGCCAUCAAAGACAGCGGCGCGGAAAUCGGGCUGCACGGCUACUGCCACGAAGGCGCGCCGCAGCUCAGCCUCUCCCAAGAGCGCGAAGUCUUCGAACACUGCAUAACGCUGUACCAAGAGCUGCUCGGCAAGCGGCCCUUGGGCUACCGCGCACCGCUAUACCAGCUCCGCGAAAACACCAUUGACCUGCUCGAAGAAUACGGGUUCCUCUACGACUCGAGCCUCGCGCACCACGACAGCAAACCCUACUUCCUACCCAAGCUGCCGCCCAUCCACGCCCCGGACUACGGCGCCCUUGCCUCCGCAAAGGACUGGAUGAAGCCGCUGCCUGCGCCUGCGCCGCCGACCCCCAAGACGCUCGUGGAGAUACCCGCGAAUUGGUAUGCAGAGGAUAUGACGCCCCUGCAGUUCUACCCCAACACGCCAAACUCGCAGGGCUAUGUCGAUGUGCGCGUGGUUGAGAACAUGUGGAAGGAUAAGUUUGACUGGAUUCGGAGCGAGAUGGAGGAAGGGGGUAGGGGGCGGGAUGAGGAUGAUGCGGUGGUUUUCCCGCUUGUGCUACAUCCAGAUACGAGUGGCAUGGCGCAUGUGAUUGGUAUGGUCGAGAGGGUGGUCAAGUGGCUGAAGGGCUUGGAGGCCCAGGGCGUCGUGCAGUGGUGUACGUAUGCAGAGGUUGCAGCGGAAUGGAAGGAGAGAAAUGCUGUUGGAGAGCUGUAG
Exserohilum turcica Et28A is the source of this 1923-nucleotide messenger RNA. RefSeq lists its product as uncharacterized. Gene Ontology annotation, biological process: carbohydrate metabolic process. NCBI's taxonomy places the organism in Eukaryota, Fungi, Ascomycota, Dothideomycetes, Pleosporales, Pleosporaceae. The transcript has 3 exons. The record is from RefSeq and is a predicted model, not a curated record. Bases 1 to 1923 code for a protein of 640 amino acids. Gene Ontology annotation, molecular function: hydrolase activity, acting on carbon-nitrogen (but not peptide) bonds.